GACAAAUAAAUAUUACCUAUAGUCUUACUUUCUUAUACUUAAUUUUAAUGAGUACUGAUUUCCACACUAUUCACACAUCCUAUUUUUUUUCCCCAGAAGUAACAUGUAAUCCUCCUUAUAUUCCAAAUGGUGUUUACUCACCUCAAAGGAUUAAGCACAGAACUGGAGAUGAAAUCAGAUAUGAAUGUAAAAGUGGUUUUUAUCCUGCAACCAGGGGAAAUACUGCAAAAUGUACAAGUAGUGUCUGGAUACCUCCUCCAAGAUGUAGCUUGAAACCUUGUGAUUUUCCAGAGAUAAAACAUGGUCGUCUAUACUAUGAAGAAAGAUAUAGACCAUACUUUCCAGUACCUAUAGGACAACGAUAUACCUAUGAAUGUGAUAACAAUUUUGUGUCUCCUUCAAAAUCAUACUGGGGUUACAUUUAUUGCACAAAAGAAGGGUGGCUGCCAGAAGUACCAUGCAUCAGACAAUGCAUUUUCAAUUAUGUGGAAUAUGGAUAUUACUCACGUGAAACAAGACAUUCACUGCAUGAGUCUGUUAAAGUUGAUUGUUAUCCUGGCUAUAGUCUUUCAAAUGGUCAAAACACAGUUACAUGUACAGAGAAUGGCUGGUCCCCUCCUCUCAAAUGCAUUCGGAUUAAAACAUGUUCAAAAAAUGAUAUAGAAAUUAAGAAUGGGUUUCUUUCUGAAUCUGACUUUAUAUAUAAUCUAAAUAAAGUAACACAAUAUAAGUGCAAACCAGGCUAUGUAACUGAAGAUGGUAACACAUCGGGAUCAAUUACCUGCCUCCAAGAUGGAUGGUCAGCUCAACCUCAUAAUAUAAAAUCUUGUGAUAUGCCAGCAUUUGAGAAUGCUAAAACCAAAAGUAACGCCACGUUGUUUAAACUCAAUGACAAGUUGGACUAUGAAUGUAAUGUUGGGUUUGAAAACAGAUUCAAGCGUGCCAAAGGAUCCAUAGUAUGUCAGGACAAUGGAUGGUCACAUAUACCCACAUGUUAUGAAAGGGAAUGCAGGAUUCCCAAAAUGGGAAAAUUCUUAAUGGCUGAUCCCAAGAAAGAUAAAUAUAAAGUUGGAGAUUUGUUGAAAUUUUCCUGCCGAUCAGGACUUACAAGAGUUGGACCAGAUUCAGUACAAUGCUACCAUUUUGGAUGGUCCCCGGAUAUCCCAAUAUGUAAAGAUCAAGUACAGUCAUGUGGUCCACCUCCUCCACUAUUCAAUGGGGAAGUUAAAGAAACAAAGAAAGAAGAAUAUGGACACAAUGUAGUAGUAGAAUAUAAUUGCAAUCCUAGAUUUUUGAUGAAGGGACCUAAUAAAAUUCAAUGUGUUGAUGGAACGUGGACAACCUUGCCAAAAUGUAUUGAGGAGGAGAGAACAUGUGGAGCUAUACCUGAACUUGACCAUGGCUUUGCCCAGCCUUCUGACCCUCCUUAUCACCAUGGGGAUUCAGUGGAGUUCAAUUGUACAGAAACCUUUACAAUGAUUGGAGACAGAUCAAUUACAUGUAUUAGUGGAAUGUGGACCCAACUUCCUCUGUGUGUUGCAACAGAUCAACUUGAGAAGUGUCAAGCACCAAGACUAACUGCAAAUGAAGCAAAUCAAUCAGAUAAAAAUGAAUAUAAUCAUAAUUUUAACUUCAGUUACCCAUGUAGGGGAAAGUUGGAGCAGAAACAUUCAAUCUGUGUCAAUGGACGAUGGGACCCUGAACCAACCUGCACAAAAGUGGAGAUAAACUUCUGCCCACCUCCACCUCAGAUUCCCAAUGCUGAAGAUAUGAAAACCACAGUGAAAUAUCAGGAUGGAGAAAAAGUAUCUGUUCUUUGCAAAGAAAAUUAUCUGAUUAAGGAAGCCGAAGAAAUUGUGUGCAAAAAUGGAAGAUGGCAGUCAAUACCACGCUGUGUUGAAAAACUUUCAUGUUCUCAACCACCUGACAUAGACCAUGGAAGAAUUAGUCCAUCUAGAUCUUCAGAAGAAAGGAAAGAAGCAAUUGAAUCCAGACAGUAUGCACAUGGCACUAAACUGAAUUAUAGUUGUGAAGAUGGUUUCACAACCUCUGAGGAAGAUGAGAUAACAUGCUACAUGGGCAAAUGGAGUCCUCCACCUCAGUGUGUAGGACUUCCUUGUGAACCUCCACCUUCCAUUCCUAAUGGUGUUGUGUCUCAUGAGUUAGACAGUUACCCAUAUGGACAAGAAGUUAUUUACAAUUGUUCUGAAGAUUUUGGGAUUGAUGGACCUGCAUUUAUAAAAUGUUUAGGAGGAAAAUGGUCUUCCCCACCAGAAUGCAUAAGAACAGAUUGUUUUAAUUUACCCAACUUUGAUGAUGCCACGCUUUUAGGAGAAAGGAAAGAAUCAUAUAAGUCAGGAGAUCAAGUGACUUACAGAUGUCCAGAAUUUUACCAAGUGGAAGGGUCCAAUACUAUAACAUGUAUUAAUGGCAAAUGGAUAGGAAAGCCAAUGUGCAAAGAUAUUUCCUGUGUGAAUCCACCCAAAGUGGAAAAUGCUAAUAUAAUAUCAAACCAGAUGCUUAAGUAUCCAUCUGGUGAGAGAGUAAGUUAUGAAUGUAUCAAACCUUUUGAAAUAUUUGGGGAAGUAGAAGUGAUGUGUCUAAAUGGAACUUGGACAGAGCCACCUCAGUGCAAAGAUAUUUUUCCAAAUUCCACAGGAAAAUGUGGGCCUCCUUCACCUAUUGACAAUGGAGACCUCACUUCAUUCCCAUUACCAGUAUAUCCUACGGGCUCAUCAGUUGAAUAUCAGUGCCAAUCCUUAUAUCAACUUGAGGGUAGCAAGACAGUAAUAUGUAGAAAUGGAAAGUGGUCAAACCCGCCAAAAUGUUUAUAUGCAUGUGUAAUAUCAGAAGAAAUCAUGGAAAGAUAUCACAUAACCUUAAGAUGGAAAGAACGUCAAAAGCUUUAUUCUUCAUCAGGGGACACAGUUGAAUUUGUGUGUAAAUAUGGAUAUUCUCCAUCAACGCGAAAUCAAUCAUUUCGUACAAGGUGUAUUGAUGGUCACCUGGAAUAUCCCGCUUGUAUUAAGAGAUACUCUUAAUUUCAUUAAAAUGUGCACUUAAAUUCAGAA
Messenger RNA from Marmota monax (woodchuck), 3071 nucleotides. Its product is annotated as complement factor H-like. The record is from RefSeq and is a predicted model, not a curated record. The coding region runs from base 48 to 3041 and encodes 997 amino acids. The transcript has 17 exons. Lineage: Eukaryota; Metazoa; Chordata; Mammalia; Rodentia; Sciuridae.